Molecule: messenger RNA, 1026 nt
Organism: Dalotia coriaria
Lineage: Eukaryota; Metazoa; Arthropoda; Insecta; Coleoptera; Staphylinidae
Exons: 3
Coding region: 64-900 (278 amino acids)
Source: RefSeq, a predicted model, not a curated record
GAGACCGACAAGUUAAUCCUGAAAUGCAGCAAGGAAAUCACGGUUAAUCAAAUUGGUAAUUCGAUGAAUUUAACGACGGCUAGAGAUGCUUUGGAUGAUAGCACAGUGUGUGAAUUACAUGUUCCACUCAAAGCAAAUAUCAACCUGACUGCUUUGGGUGACAUCAAAGUUGGUGACUUGCAGGGCGACGGUGUACGUGUUUUCAGCGAAAUGGGCUGCGUAACUUUGGGAAAUUUAAAGUGCAGCGAAGUUAGCGCCGGUACCAACGACAAGGAUAUUGUCGUUGAGGGAAACAUAGAAGCAACUAGAGUUGAUCUAUUAUGUCGUCAAAGUGGUUCCAUCAAAGCACAAAAAAUAAAAUCCCUUGGCCUGAAAUUGGACACAAACGAAGGCAAUAUACAUAUGAACGCGUGCUACUCAAAGAAUGGUUACUUCAUUACCAAAACAGGCAACAUAGACUUGAAAAACGUCCACAAUCGUUGCCGUAUUGACACAAUAAAAAACGGCCAAGUGAAAAUGGUGGGCUUCGAAGGAGCGCUUGAAGUAUCCCUACAAAACGGCAAAGCAGAUCUUCAAAUACAGAAAUUAUUCGACAAUUCAGAUAUAACAGUGCGUGAAGAAGGCGAAAUCACACUGCGCAUACCGAAAGAGUUAUUAGACUACGUGGAGAUCUUGAUUUGGAGCAAGGGGUGCUACGUGGAUGAUGACAUCCCGUACACUGAAGACGACUUGAAAGAUUUGACGACCAUUCGCAAAGCGGGCACAACUGCAGAGCACGUGUUGCGAGUGCGAUGCAUGAAAGCAACCUGCAACGUACAUUUUGCGAGUUGGAUCGACAUGAUGACACAAAAUAUGGCAAAGUCAACGGAUGAUCAAAGCCUCAAGAAACAAGCCAACUAAAUCACUCACAGUCUCAGUCUAUCAGUAUUGAAAUAAAAUGACUGAUUCUAUUUUUUCGGCCGUGAAAUCGUGUUAGAAUCGUGCGUUUGUCUUUAUCACAAUAUAAAAUUACAAAUUGAAUCUUAA